Molecule: messenger RNA, 300 nt
Organism: Xyrichtys novacula (pearly razorfish)
Lineage: Eukaryota; Metazoa; Chordata; Actinopteri; Labriformes; Labridae
Source: the annotation of a GenBank genome assembly
AUGCAAAACUAUUUUUUAACAGCGCCUGGAAAAAUCACCCACUCCUGUGCAACCAUUUUUUUCUUCUUUACAGAUGACACAAUACUUUCCAGUCACUCGUCAGCAGGAGCAGCUCACGGCCACUUUUCAGAUUUAAAGCUGCAGCGAUGCAGCAUGCUGCCUUUUGCUAUGCAAGCAGGGGGAAAUGUACACUUGUUAUGUGGGAUUUACAGUGAAAAUGGAUACAGAAAGAAUUUCCCACUGGAGGUGUAUGUGUCAAAGUUAUCACACUUCUCUUUAACACUCCAUAAAUCGUUCUGA